AUGACAUCUGCGGAAAUAUCCAACGAAACAGCAAUGAAUCAAGUUGACCUAGUAUGGACACUACCAGGAUCAAUGUUGACUAUAACCGAAAAUUUAAAUAGUCAAGAUAAUGAUUCAACUUAUACUUUGACAACACCAAUUAUUGAGGAAAGCAACUGCGAUUACAAUAACUGUUUAGAUCCAGAAGACUAUAACGAAACAUCUGCUUGUACUGCUAUUACAACAUUAAAUGUAGAAAGCGAAGCAAGUUAUAAUUCUCAUCCCGAUAGAACCUUUACCGUAACGGUUCCAAAUAAACAAUUCAUUGAUAUUGACAAGAAAAAUCUUGAAAUCUACCAAAUUUUCGAAGAGGAUCAUGUUGGACAUGGUACUAUAGACAAAAUAGUCAGAUGGUAUAACCUACAAAAGAAUGAAGACCAAACUCCCCUCCUGACACACAAAAAGUAUAAAACAAAGAUCAAGAAAAAUUCACCUUUUAGACCAUUUAAGAUUGAUACAUGUAUAAAUGUUUGCUAUGCUUUCCCGGACAAAAGUGAAUUACAGUGCCCUGAAUGCCAUGAAGCAAGAUACACUUCAUCCAAUUCUACUGCAACAACUACACGAACUACAGAACAGUUAAAGAUAGCUCCUCAACUGGCUUCACUUUUCACAAAUGCGAUGUUUUUACGUCAGUGUGAAAAACCUAUCGAUACAAUCAUCAAAGGAUCAUAUAUAAAAGAUCUUCAAUCAAAAGGCUUGUUUCAAGGAAAAUAUGAUAUUGGCUUGGUUCACAGUGGCGGACUAUAUGGUAAAAACCCGCAACAUGUGGUAAAAACCCGCAACAUUUGGUGGUAA
This is a messenger RNA of Mucor mucedo, 834 nucleotides long. RefSeq lists its product as uncharacterized. The transcript has 2 exons. The coding region runs from base 1 to 834 and encodes 277 amino acids. The record is from RefSeq and is a predicted model, not a curated record. Lineage: Eukaryota; Fungi; Mucoromycota; Mucoromycetes; Mucorales; Mucoraceae.